Triticum aestivum (bread wheat) is the source of this 2087-nucleotide messenger RNA. RefSeq names its product probable glycosyltransferase 2. Lineage: Eukaryota; Viridiplantae; Streptophyta; Magnoliopsida; Poales; Poaceae. Gene Ontology annotation, cellular component: trans-Golgi network; endosome; membrane. The transcript is spliced from 2 exons. The coding region runs from base 223 to 1659 and encodes 478 amino acids. Gene Ontology annotation, biological process: xyloglucan biosynthetic process. Gene Ontology annotation, molecular function: hexosyltransferase activity. The record is from RefSeq and is a predicted model, not a curated record.
CAUUUCUCCGUCCGUCUACCUCUUCCAAAUCCCCACCCCGCCCCACUUUUCCGCACUCCACCCAGCGUCCGGAUCCCAUCUCACCUAGCGGCGCUCAUGUGACACUCCGGCUCGCGCUCUCGCUCACGCUCAGGCUGACGCUCUGCAACCCACCGUCCACGCGGCUGUUCCAACUGGAGCUUGGGCGUAUCUAAUUAAGCCACCGGGUUGGAAUCGGGGGCGAUGGGGCAGGAGGGGAUGGGCUACAGCAGCGGAAAGGCCGGCGGCGGUGGGGGAGGGGCCCUACCGAUGACGGCGGCGCGGGCGCGUGGGGCGUCGCCGCUCAGCACCCACCAUCGGUCGCGGAAGAUCAGCCGCACCUUCAACAACGUCAAGAUCACCGUGCUCUGCGGCCUCGUCACCAUCCUCGUCCUCCGGGGUACCAUUGGGCUCAACCUCUCCCUUCCGUCCCAACCCUCCGACGCCGAUGCCCUCGCAGGCGCCAAGGCCGUUGAGGACAUCGACCGCAUCCUCCGCGAGAUCCGCUCCGACUCCGACCCCUCCGACCCCACCGACAGCGACCUCGACUCCUCCAGCGUCCUUUCCAAUGCCACCGCACUCAACUCCUCGGAAGCCGCCGCCGCCUAUGCCGCCGCCGUGGGCAACCACGCGCUCGGUCCCAACGUCUCUGGCUGGGACGAGCAGCGCCGACGGUGGCUCGCGCAGAACAAGGGCUUCCCAGCCACUGUCCCCGGCGGCAAGCCCAGGAUCCUGCUUGUCACGGGGUCGCAACCAGGCCCCUGUGACAACCCGCUUGGCGACCACUACCUGCUCAAGAGCACCAAAAACAAGAUCGACUACUGCCGCUUCCACGACAUCGAGAUUGUUCACAACCUUGCGCACCUCGACAACGAGCUCGCUGGUUACUGGGCCAAGCUACCGCUGCUACGCCGACUUAUGCUCUCCCACCCGGAGGUCGAGUGGAUCUGGUGGAUGGACAGUGACGCCCUAUUCACCGACAUGGCCUUUGAGCUGCCCCUCUCGCGCUAUGACAACCAUAACCUCAUCAUUCACGGUUAUCAUGAUCUCCUCUUUGAGAAGCACUCUUGGAUCGCGCUCAACACCGGCAGCUUCCUCUUCCGGAACUGCCAGUGGUCACUCGAUCUUCUCGCUGCGUGGGCUCCUAUGGGGCCCAAGGGCUUCAUCCGCGAGGAAGCCGGGAAGAUACUCACCGCAUACCUGAAGGGCCGUCCAGCAUUCGAGGCUGACGACCAGUCUGCGUUGAUAUACCUCUUGCUCUCGCAGAAGGAGAAGUGGAUGGACAAGGUGUAUAUAGAGAAUUCAUACUACUUGCACGGUUUCUGGGCUGGGCUGGUGGACAAGUACGAGGAGAUGAUGGAGAACCACCAUCCAGGGCUUGGGGAUGAGCGGUGGCCAUUCGUGACACACUUUGUCGGGUGCAAGCCAUGCGGAAGCUAUGGUGAUUACCCAGUAGACCGGUGUCUCAAGAGUAUGGAGCGGGCAUUUAAUUUUGCCGAUAACCAGGUGCUGCGCCUGUAUGGUUUCGCACACAAGGGGCUGGAAAGCCCUAAGAUCAAAAGGAUCAGGAGUCAGACCACAAAGCCUAUUAACGACAAGGAGGACCUUGAUGUGAAGGCCAAGAUGUCGACCACUUCUUGAAGCUACUGAAGAUAAGGCAAUAGCAUAGGCUCUCUUCAAGCUUCAGAUAUUAUAUGAACAGAAGCAAUACUAUUCUGCAUAUAUGCAGACGCAACUUGUCCAUCAGAGAGCUGAUGCCGUUUUAAGAUCAAUGAGCAUUCCCCAAACACGUAUUCCUAUUCUUUCGAGUAUAACUUUGUACUUAUGCAACCGUCCAUGCUCUGUUUUUUUCCAUGGAUGCAAGAGAACAGUGUUAGAAAUUUAAGGUUUGUGGUCUAUUCUAUUCCUCUGCGUUUAUUGGUCCCGCUAACAUUCGCAAAUUCACAUGUACUAGUUGAUACCCCGCGCGUUGCUGCGGGACUUUGUGCUUUGAAUGAGCAGAUUCAAAGAUAUACUGUAGCUAUGUGAAUGAAUGGAAAAUACAGCUAGAAUGUUGAACACUGCAUUUA